AUGGAUAACCCAUCACUUCUUGCUGCCAUAAUGGGGGCAGCUACAUCUAUUAUUGCUUUGGGUGUUGUUCUUUUGAAAGGACUAAGAUCUAGAAGAGUUAUGCCUAGAGAACCUCAUGUUAAUCGAGAGUAUGAAAGAGAGACAUAUAUGGAUGAUAUUCUUUGUAGAGCUGGUUGGGAAGGAAAUGCACAUGAUUCACGUGUCUUAAAUGACGCACUCUCUAGGCCAAGGGGAUUAAAAAUUCCUGAAGGUAAAUAUUAUCUUGGUGAUGCUGGUUAUGGAGUUCGGAAAGGAAUUAUAUCCCCUUAUCGUGGUAUUUGUUACCAUUUGAAAGAGUUUAGUGAUAACCCACUAAGAAAUGACAAAGAAUUAUUCAAUCUUCGCCAUUCUUCUUUACGCACUAGCAUUGAGCGUUGCUUUGGGGUUUUGAAGAAACGUUUCCGUGUGUUAGAUACAGAACCUUUUUGGUCAUUCCCAACACAAGUGGAUGUAGUCUUAGCUUGUUGCAUAAUUCACAAUCAUAUAAUAGGAGUUGACCCUUUAGACUCAAUUAUGAGCAAUGGGCUUCGUGGUAGUCCACUUGCAAAUGACAGUACAAGUAGAAGAGUCCAACAAUCACAAAGGGAAGUCCAAGAAGAAAAUAGAGAAUGGGUUCAAAAAUGGGAUGAUAUUUGUCGUAAAAUAAUUGCAAUGGGAAAUAAAAAGGAUACUCAGAAGGUCAAGGACACCAAGACCAACUUCAGGUGGUCACAAGCAAUGCAGAAUUUAUUACUUGAGAUACUUGUAGAUGAGGCUCUUCAUGGAAACAAGCAAUCCAACACAUUUAAACAUGCAUCGUAUGCUAAAGUAGCUGAAGCAAUUACUGAGAAAUUUAUGACUAAAUGUACUCCAAAGCAUGUGGAACAUCGCUUUAAAACACUUAAAACCAAUUGGAAUACAAUUGCAUUACUUCGUAAUAAGAAAAGCGGGUUUGGAUGGAAUGAUGAUUUGAAAAUGAUCACCUGUGAUAGGAAAGUGAGGUUUUCCAAGGGAGUAGGUGAUAUAGGUGUAGAAGCAUUGGAUGACUCACCUCCGCUUGUUGAUGCUGAUGUUGAUGACAUAUCCAAAAAGAAGCAAGUUAAUCCCUCACAUGUGGCCUCAAAUGAAACAGGGUCUCACAGGAAACGAAGUCAUGCUACUAUGAUUAAAGAUGCUGUUUACCAAGAUUUGUCCAUACAACUUGGUAAGGUUGCUUCUACAAUAGAAAAGAUUUCUGAAAAUCAACUAAAUUUUGGUAGUCUUUAUGAAGAAGUUAUGAAGAUGGAUGGAUUUGAAGAAAAUAUGCUUGCAUCUGCAUUUGACCAUUUGAAUGGGGAUGAAAAACAAGCAAGGUCAUUCAUGUUGAAAAAUGACAAGCUCCGUAGACAAUGGCUGCAAAACUUCUUUGACAACUAUUUAAGCCAAUUUUGA
This is a messenger RNA of Quercus robur (English oak), 1449 nucleotides long. RefSeq lists its product as uncharacterized. The record is from RefSeq and is a predicted model, not a curated record. Bases 1 to 1449 code for a protein of 482 amino acids. The transcript has 5 exons. NCBI's taxonomy places the organism in Eukaryota, Viridiplantae, Streptophyta, Magnoliopsida, Fagales, Fagaceae.